Oryza brachyantha (malo sina) is the source of this 1617-nucleotide messenger RNA. RefSeq names its product UDP-glycosyltransferase 89B2-like. The transcript has a single exon. Gene Ontology annotation, molecular function: UDP-glycosyltransferase activity. The coding region runs from base 30 to 1484 and encodes 484 amino acids. NCBI's taxonomy places the organism in Eukaryota, Viridiplantae, Streptophyta, Magnoliopsida, Poales, Poaceae. The record is from RefSeq and is a predicted model, not a curated record.
CUCUGGCUGCACCCCUGCACCUGCUCGUUAUGCUGUCGUCGGCCAUGGACGCAUCGCCCCGGAACCAUGCGAGCGGUGGCGGGCGUGGCGACGGCUAUGGUGACGAGCAGCCGCACGUCCUUGUCGUGCCGUACCCAGCGCAGGGGCACAUGCUCCCGCUCCUCGACCUCGUCGCGCUGCUGGCCGCGCGCGGCCUGGCGCUCACCGUCGCCGUCACGCCCGGGAACGUCCCGCUCCUCGCGCCGCUGCUGGCGGCGUGCCCGCCGUCGUCGUCGGUCGCCACGGUCAUGCUGCCUUUCCCUUCGUCGCCGGGGAUCCUCCCGGCCGGGUGUGGUGAGAACACCAAGGACCUGCCGGCCCACCUCUUCCGGCCGCUCAUGGUCUCCCUCGCUGCGCUCCGCGAGCCGUUGCUCGCUUGGUGCAAGGCGCAGCGCCGCCGGGUCACGGCCGUCGUCUCCGACAUGUUUACGGGGUGGACGCAGCCGCUCGCGGCGGAGCUCGGCGUGCCGCACGUGACGUUCUCGGGCUCCGGUGCUCAUUACCUCGCCGUGUCGCACUCUCUCUGGCGCCGCAUGCCAAGAAGGCACAGCCCCGACGACGCCGACGAGGCGGUCGCCUUCCCGGACGUGCCUGGCUCGCCUAGCUUCCCGUGGCGCCACCUGUCGUGGCUCUUCCGGCAGUACGUCGCCGGUGACGAGGUCUCCGAGGCGAUCCGGCAGAUCUUCCUGUGGAAUCUGAAGAGCUCGUGCUUCGUCGCCAACUCCUUCACGGCGAUCGAGGCCGCGUACGUUGAGCGCCCGCUCCACGACCUGAUGGAGAAGAAGGUGUUCGCGGUGGGCCCGCUGUCAGACGCCGUGGACCGGUGCGCCGACCGUGGCGGGAAACCGGUGGUGUCGCCGGCGUGCGUCGCCGCGUGGCUGGACGCGUUCGACGACGGCUCCGUCCUGUACGUCAGCUUCGGGACGCAGCAAGUGCUGUCGCCGGCGCAGGCAGCGCGGCUGGCCGACGCGCUGGCACAGAGCGCGGAGCCGUUCAUCUGGGCGGCGAGGAGCGGCACCGCCGUGCCGGAAGGGUUCGAGGCGGCGACAGCGGGCCGUGGCAUGGUCAUCCACGGGUGGGCUCCGCAGGUGGAGAUCCUGCGCCACCGCGCCGUCGGUUGGUUCCUGACGCACUGCGGCUGGAACUCGGUGCUCGAGGCGGUCGCCUCCAGCGUGGCAAUGCUCACCUGGCCGAUGAGCGCUGACCAGUUCACCAACGCGUGGCUGCUCGCGGAGACCGGCGUGGCCGUGCCGGUGGCGGAGGGCGCUGACGUCGUGCCCGACGCCGGACAGAUGGCCAGCGCUAUAGCCUUGGCCGUCGGGAAGGGCGGGACGUCGGUGAGGGAGCGCGCGGCGGAGCUCGGCCGGAGCACGGCGGCGGCGGUGGGGGAGGGUGGGAGUUCUUACAGAGAUUUGGAAGGGUUGGUGCGUAUACUAUUUCAGUAGUGGUAGGAAGCUGUAUAUUUUAUGUUUUGGAAAUGACUCAAACAAUAUUGAAUAGUUAAUGUUUUUUAUUCAAACUAGUACCAGUAGUCCAGUACUACUACUCAUAGGAGUAUGUUAUUUCAAAUUUAUUAAG